UCACGAGAAGCAAAUAACAAUCCAGCCAGCCCUCGGCAGCGUCAACCACACCAGUUGGACCUAGGGACGCUUUCUCCGACGAAUGCCCUUGCUAAGCUCUUUUAUCAUUUCAGACGUCCUCUUCAAUUUCCCUCACAAUUGAACAUCUGCUACAGGCUCAACCGCAUUCGAUAACAAACUUGCAAUUGUCUCAUACUCUUUAUCGUCCUCUACCAUCAUGUCCUAUCUUGCACGUACAUUCACCCCAUUGCGGGCAACCUCAAGAGUCAUUCCUUCGCGCUCAGUUGCCGCAUUCCACACCUCGAUCGCACGUCGGGGCUUGAACGAGGAUAACAUCCACCGCGAAGACCGAGACAAGCACAUUGAUCACCACCAGAAAGACAGCCUAGAAAAGGCAAAGACUGGUCAGGGAGAGUGGAAGCCGGAGCUCGGAAGCAACAGCGAGAACGCUGUCCGAGGCGACAAGCAUGACAUGACGAUCGAGGAAAUGCAAAAGUUGGGAGAAACCAGAUCGGAAGAGGACAAAAAUCCCGGUGGUAGUGACAGCUCCAAGGGCGCGCACGACGUAUAAUCGAGCAGAGAUCGAGGAUCAAUCAAGAGGCCAUCCCGUCGCUCUGCAAGGCAACAGCCUCACUCGUGAGAUGGAAAUUUCCUUCCAGACACCUCUGUCAGGGACUUAGAUUGCUCGAUUCCACGUCAUUGUGAUACAUAUCCCAUUCCAAUGUCUUUUG
This is a messenger RNA of Exophiala viscosa, 731 nucleotides long. RefSeq lists its product as uncharacterized. NCBI's taxonomy places the organism in Eukaryota, Fungi, Ascomycota, Eurotiomycetes, Chaetothyriales, Herpotrichiellaceae. The coding region runs from base 218 to 571 and encodes 117 amino acids. The record is from RefSeq and is a predicted model, not a curated record. The transcript has 3 exons.